AUGCUGGUGACCUAUUUGGAAGCCAGCCGGGACCUUUGCGAUACGGACUCAAUUCUCUUUGGCACCGCACUGGCAGUCUGCCGUAUUAUAGGCGCCAAACUUUCCACGGCUGGACGCACUACUGGACAAAGUAGUGCUAUCCCAGCCUGGAGAACAAGAAUUAAAGAACGUAUCGCAAAGGCUAGGGCCCUCAUCGGCAGACUGAUAUGCUUCAGGUCAGGCAAUACCAGGCCAAGGAUUGUGCGCACCGUCAGGAUGGCGUUUGCUGGGACAAGUGUUAGUUUGUCCCAGCCGGAUAUAAUGCAAAAAACUGACGGAGCGCAUAGACGACCUGAAGCAGAGAAUCGCUGCUUGGGGAAAGCGAAUUCGGCGAUAUACCGAGAGGUCGACACGGUUCAACCAGAAUCGUCUCUUCCAGAGUGA
This is a messenger RNA of Parnassius apollo (apollo), 423 nucleotides long. The record is from the annotation of a GenBank genome assembly. NCBI's taxonomy places the organism in Eukaryota, Metazoa, Arthropoda, Insecta, Lepidoptera, Papilionidae.